Molecule: messenger RNA, 909 nt
Organism: Alternaria arborescens
Lineage: Eukaryota; Fungi; Ascomycota; Dothideomycetes; Pleosporales; Pleosporaceae
Exons: 1
Coding region: 1-909 (302 amino acids)
Source: RefSeq, a predicted model, not a curated record
AUGAACAACUACUCUUUCCUGGAGUCCUCCCAGCAACAGGCCGCCCAACAACAGCAGCAGCACAAUCAAAACCGCCCACCACCUUCUCCUUCACACUCACAAGCGGGCAGCAUAGCAGGUUCGCAAGUCAACGGCGGCGGCCAGAACGGCAUUCCAAUGGUCAAUGGCUUGCCAAGUGGGGGCCAGCAGACGGACAUGAACCAUCUGUGGGCGGUGGUGCAGCAGUUGAGUCAAUUACUAGAGGAGAACAAGGCGCAAACGAGGGGCAUUGUGGAGGGUGUCGCUGCGAUACAGGGGAGGGCUGCACAAGAAGACGGAGGCGAAGUCGGCGGUGGACUUAAUCUGAGAGGUGGUGGAGGGGUGGCCAUGAGGGAGGUUAAUGGCGAGAUAAAUGGUAUGUUUAGUCUGCUUGGAGACAAUACAGACAACCACAUCCGACUGAUACCCGAUAAUCACACACUGACACUCCUCACAGCAGCAACGGUCGCGAAUCUGCAAUCACAGCUUACGGCCGCGCAAUCCACAAUCGCAUCCUUGACCUCCACGAACUCAUCGCUCUCAACCCUCCUUACCGACUACGAAUCUGCCUUGACUCUUCUCCUCGAUAAAUUACGUCCUUAUGCUUAUUCUCAAACCUCAGCCAUGCUCGCCCUUCACAAAUACUAUCAAAGCCUCCUUGACCAAGAGCGCUCAACAUCCAUGGGGCUGCGGCUCGAACAUGCAGACUGGCAAGCGGGGUUGAGUCGCGUGGCAGAGAACGCAAGGAACGCACUACGAUGCCAGAGUGAAAUCGAGCAAGGCUUAAGGGGUAGAUGCAAAGAGUUGGGCGAGGAGAAUAGGGUGUUAAGACGUAUGGUGGGGUGGGAAGAGAGGGAAAGCAGCGAUGAUGAGGCCGAGGACAAGGCAUAA